Messenger RNA from Dipodomys spectabilis (banner-tailed kangaroo rat), 3616 nucleotides. It is a transcript of the gene Bend7, whose product is annotated as BEN domain containing 7. Gene Ontology annotation, molecular function: DNA binding. Lineage: Eukaryota; Metazoa; Chordata; Mammalia; Rodentia; Heteromyidae. The record is from RefSeq and is a predicted model, not a curated record. The transcript has 9 exons. The coding region runs from base 79 to 1395 and encodes 438 amino acids.
GCCGGCCGGAGACGCGGACCUCGGUCCCCGCGGCGGUGACACGACCCGCGCCGCCAGCGCCGCCGUCCUCCCCGCACCAUGGAGUUCUCCGAGAGGAAAAGAAGCCGGAAAUCCCAGAGCUUCAAACUGGUGAGCCGAGAUUAUCACCAUGAGGUCUAUAAGAUCUCAGAAUUCACCAACGAUAUUAAUGGGGAAGCCAAAGAGACACAACCCAUUUUUUUAGGAGACGAAAGCAUGGAAAUUAAAAAACAAAUUACAGGGAUGAGAAGAUUAUUGAAUGACAGCACUGGAAGGAUAUAUCAGCGUGUAGGCAAAGAAGGAGAAAAAUUAAAAGAAGAGCCCCAGGAUUUGGAUUUAGUGUGGCCUCAACGUUUGAACUCCUCCACUGAGCCUCCACAGGGCCUCCACCCUCCUUCCCAUGGUGUGUGGAAUGAGCUACCACCCCAAAGUGGGCAGUUCUCAGGACAGUAUGGCACACGUUCUAGGACCUUCCAGAGUCAGCCCCAUGUUGCUGUGAGCUCCAAUGGAGAACUUCCAGUGGUGAACUCGUCAGUUGAAUCAAACUGCUGUACUUGUAACUGCCAGUCAACGUUACAAGCCAUUCUUCAAGAACUCAAGACCAUGAGGAAAUUAAUGCAAAUCCAAGCAGUUGGAACUCAAAACAGACAACAACCCCCAAUUUCCCUUAUAUGCUCCCAGCGAACUGCAGUCUCACGCAAGAGAACUAAAAAGAGAAAAUUGCCCCCAAAGAGCAUGGAAGCUGUUACUGAGAAACAGAAGGCCAGUGUGUUAGAAAUUGAGACGAAGCCAGCAGCAGGGGCCUCAGAGCCUCAGCCAGGACUCCCAGCCCCCCAGCACACCUCCGCUGAAGAGAGCCACGUUCUGGGAUUUGGCAUUGUUCUCGAAUCGCCUUCCUCAGAUCCAGAAGUGCAACUUGCUGAAGGCUUUGAUGUGUUUAUGCCCAAAUCUCAGCUGGACUCUAUAUUAUCAAACUACACUCGCUCAGGAAGCCUUCUGUUUAGAAAACUGGUGUGUGCAUUUUUUGAUGACAAGACUUUGGCUAACUCCUUACCCAAUGGGAAGAGGAAAAGAGGACUCAAUGACAACCGGAAAGGACUAGACCAAAAUAUUGUGGGUGCAAUAAAAGUUUUCACUGAAAAAUACUGUACUGCUAACCAUGUGGAUAAACUUCCUGGCCCCCGAGACUGGGUACAAAUUCUACAGGAUCAAAUUAAACUUGCCAGAAGAAGGUUAAAAAGAGGCUCAGCAGAGGUAGCUGACGGUGAUGAAAGACUGGACAGCAUUUCUCUACCACCAACAGGUGAUAUAUUUGACACCAGGAGAGGAAACACGGUGGACAGAGAACCGGGUUCAUUGCCUAGACUUGUGCUUUAGUGACCUUGAUCAUUAGCAUACGUAACUCUUCCAUUUGAAUCUACUCAAAGACCCACACUGCCAUGUGUGGAUGUUUUGUGAAGUUUAUCUGUCAUGGUUGAAUCAUUUCCUAUGAUUUCUUUGUAAGAUGUGAUGAUCACACAGCCAGAUGGGUAUAUGAUACUUUCAAAAUUGUUUUUAGUUGAUCUGUUACCUUUGAAGGUCCUGUGAACAAUCCAGUUACUAGUUCUGUGUCUGUCACCAACAGGCUAUCUCUCCCUGGCUUUAUUCAGCAUAACCUAAGUGUGAAUAUACAGUUUUGGAGCCUGUUUAUUUUCAUGUAAACUGUUAGCUGCCUAUAAAGGAGAAUGGCUCUUUGCAGACCUCAGAGAGGUGGUGAAGGCCAGAAUUAAUUAGGCCUUCCUCAGUGCACAAGAACAGCUGUUUGGGGAGAGGAGAGAGAGCGCCGGCCUGUUAGAUGAAAUCAUUUGUGACAUCAGUGUUCCCCCUAAACAGCCAUUUGGCAUUGAAUAAGUGAAAAUGAAGGAUGAAUUCUUAGCAGAGGAAUGACAUACAUAUUGUGUUGACAUUGUGACCAAUUAAAGCUAAUUAAAAGAUGCAAAACUCCAACUAACCAGUUCUCCACCUGAUACCCAGUAGCCAUUUACACAGAGGGUUUUAAAUGAGUGGACCCCAGUUCAGACAUUGCGUGGUGACAGGUCACAAUAGGCAUGCUUAAUAUCCUGUUGUUUAUUUUGGUUCCUGGUGUCCCCGCCCUCCACUUUAUAGAAAACCCACAUAAGAAAAUGUAGGUUUGUUUUUUAAAGAGAUAUCUCUCCAUAUGGGUAUUUGAUUUACAGAAAUAAGUCACCUUCAGAUUUUCUUUCUCUUAACACAGUAGUGAGUUGAAAGUAGCAUUUAUUUAGAAACACUCCCUUUCCACCUCAUUUGUUGUAUAAAAGCAAAUCGCCUUGAAUCUUUGGCACAAAAGAAAAAUGACUUGACCCACUCGAACCCCAGGAUUAAAACCUGACAUGCGGGGCUGGAGAUAUGGCUCAAGGGGUAGAGUGCUUGUAAGCACAUGGUCUUGAGUUCAAACCCUGGUUCCACCAAAAAAAAAAGGGGGGGAAAGAACACCACCCUGACAGUUUACCCCUCUCCCUACCAUCUACUUCAUCUACCUGUUGGAGCCAGCAAUGACUGUGGUGGCCGCUCUGUCCACCCUUGGCUAGUGAGUGAGGGAACCAAGGAGGGAGUAUCUGGUUGCCUAAACUGAGGUGACCAUUCAGUGGCCAGCUACACACAGAAUGUGGAUAUCCAUACUACCUGUCCAAGGCACCAAACCUCACAUUAAGGGGGGCACAGAGGUAUGUUAUUAUCCCACCACGAUCAGCUUACACCCAAGAAGAUGCACAGCAUCCCAUAAUGUGACAGAACCAGGUUUUAGGUGUGGCUUGUGAAAGCAGUCUAAUGAGUCAUUACAUCACCUGUCUAUGAGUCUUUUAUCUUUCCUGUUGAAGCAAGAAGGAAGGUUCAGACUUCCAUUUUUCCUUUAGUCUUUUUCAGAUCUCUUUCCUGAAAGCAGUCCCUUUGCAGGUUUGGUAAACUCCUCCCUUACAAACCUGCGCUUUUGUUAUUCUGCAGCAGAUGCUUUUUUAAAAAAAAAAAAAAUGGUCUCCUGCCUCCCAGAAUGAAAUACUCCUGAAGGAACGAGAAGAGAUUAAUUAGUGCCCUUCCACUCUGUUAAACUAUGAUGAAUAUAACCGUAGUUCCUCUUAGUCUGCACCGUGACCCUUGAAAAGUACUCCCUUCCAAGUCUGGUGGCAGCUUAGUGCUGCCACUACUUGAGGAGGGGUAGAGUUGUUCAGCUCACAGCUAUGUGCAAUGGAUUCCUAAGGUGGAAUCUACAAACAGUGAAAUCAUAUUUUGUAAUUUAAAAUUGUAUUUGUGUUAACUUACUGUGACUACUGUUCAGACUUUGUUCAAAAAUCCUUUUUUAUAGGUUUUCUUAGCAAAAAAAACCCCAUAUCUAUGGAUAACAUGUCUCAAUCUUCUGUAUAUAUGUUUUAUUAAUAUGUAAAUAUUUAGAUUUUUUUAAAUUACUAUGUUCUUUAAAAAAAAAAAAAAGAACUCAGUGCAAGGCUAGUUGUGAAAAUGGUGUAUAACAUCGUGUUGUGAUAUCAAUUCUCAAGAUGCUCUUUAUGUCCAUUCUGGAAGAAUAUAAUAAAUUACUUUAAUUGAA